GAUUCGAUUGGAUAAACAAACGAAACAUACGACACAUGCAAACAAAACAAGAGCCUCCGAGCAAUAACACAAACAGACGCCAACAACUCAACAUAGGAACAAACCAAACAGCUAAGCGAGAAAGCUGCUAUUGCGAUUGCCACCCCACCCCUCUGGCCAUCAGCAAUUUGAAGCGCGAUAUACAUAUAGGAUAGAAUACGUCAAGAUGCCGAUGGUGAUGCCAUGUCGUUCGCGAGCUGCCAUGAAGCUGCACGCGGACUGCUAUGAUCGACUAAAGAAGCCGAUUUAUCUGGAAACGCCACCAUUAUCGACGGUCGACGAGGAGCCACUAUGUGGCGUACGCCGUGAUAGACCCGUGAAGCCCAAGGUCCAGAGGCGACCAUUGCCGCCGGGCACACGGCUACCGAAUCCAGUGACCAUGCCUGGACAGAAGACGGCGGUGGGUGGCGGUAAGGCGCCACCGCGAGCCCGCAAAUACGACGGUGCCAAGGCGACGUUCUUUCACAUCAAGGGCCAAUCGUGGGAAUCAAAGGGCUAUGCGGAGCUCUCGCAGUGCGAGUUGGAUCGCAUGAGGGCCUCGAGACCGCGGACCACCGAGGAGCGUCGCGCGGAACAGGAUCGCCGGAUGGAGGAGCAGCAAUAUCACACAGCCGAAGCGGAACGUAUGCGCAACUAUUUCCACGACAUUGACGAGCAGCGCAGGGAGAAGGAACGCGAGGCGCAGAAGAGGGACGAUGACGAGGCCGAUGAGGAUGUCAACGAGGAUCGGCGGGUGGAGGCCAAGCGAUUGCAGGUACUCCACCGCGCCCUGGAUGCCAAAUACGAGUCGGAUGUGCGAGUGAAGGAUGCCACGCGUGCGAUAUCCGAGGCCAAAUGCAGUGCCAUGUGGACGGCUCAGAUUCAGGAGAGGAAGCUCCUCAAUCGCAUUCAACUGGAUCACGACGAGGAGAUGGCCCGCAAGAAUCGCGACUACAACAAUGCCAAGUGGGGCACGGUGGAGCAGCAAGAUCAGGCCGAAGAGGAGAGGCGCAAGCAAUUUGGCAACGCAGUGCGUGAGCAAAUCUCUGAUCGCGAAAAGUUGCGUUUCAUGGCCCAGGAUCGGCUGCGUCUGGAGGCGCGAGACUUGCGUGCCGCCGUCGAUGAGUAUAAAAAGGCUGAAUUGGCAGAGGGCGAGAUGAAAUCGCGCCGCAAGCUGGCCUACCGCGAUGAAUUGAAUAAGUACACGAAAUUGCAUCGCAACUUCGUACGGAUGAUGUGCGAGCAGGAUCAAAGGGAUGAGAACAGAGCGUACGAGUACCUAAAGCUCAAGGAGCAGCAAUUGAGACAACAGCGAGCGGAACGCGAGGCCAUCGCGGCGGACGAGAAACGCAAGCGGGAUGUCCUCUUUGCAGUGGGCCAAAAGAUUCUCGAUGCCAAGGAUAAUCGCGAGGAGAUGCAUUUCCUGGCGGAACACGAACGCCUCGAACGGAAGUACAGAGAAAACGAACGCAAGGCGGCCGAAAAGGAGCGCAAAAUGGCCGCCGAACUCAAGCGGGCCAAUAUGGAGCAAAUGGAGCAUCUCAGCCAGAUGAAGGCCUGCUACUAUGUGCAGCGCGAACGCGAACUGAAGGAGAUGAUCGAGUAUCGAAAGAAGCACGAGGAGCAAAUGAAGCGCGAGGCCGAGGAGCAGGCCAUCAAGAAGGCCUGUCUGCGCUCCAGUGUCUCCUGCCAAAUCGAGGAGCGGGAGAAGACUCGUCGCCGCGAACUGGAGGACGAGCACUUGGCCUUCGAAAGGGAGAGGGCGGCCGAGGCGCAGCGGCAAAAGGAAAUCGAUACGGUGAUCACGGUCAAACUGGAUGAUCUGCAGAAGCGCGGAUGUCUGCCCAAUUUGGCGGUGCAAUCGCUGAAGGGUCGUGUCGCCAAUGCUGGCAACAAGAAGAAGCUGGGCGCUGAAUUCACAUAGAUAGUUAUAUUUUGUAAAAAUCUACACAUAGACAGACAGAGCAGCAAACACACACACUCGCACACUCCCACACACACAUAUGAACUCAAGUUGACAAUGGCAUAGAUGAUGACUUUUCAAACUUGGCGGAAUUA
This is a messenger RNA of Drosophila simulans, 2076 nucleotides long. Its product is annotated as trichohyalin. The transcript has 2 exons. The record is from RefSeq and is a predicted model, not a curated record. The coding region runs from base 206 to 1942 and encodes 578 amino acids. Lineage: Eukaryota; Metazoa; Arthropoda; Insecta; Diptera; Drosophilidae.